ACUGGCAGUUAAGAAAUAGAAACGAAGAGAUAAAGGACAUAGUUUGGGUCGUUGGUGCCGGUCACGAGUGCAGCCAACAUGAACAGAACAAAAACGCGGAAGUCCUUGAGGCAAUUUCCCCCCAAUUCUUUGUCUACGGGACGAUUACUCAACCGACUCUGAUGGAUGAGUCUACUGCUCUACGGAAGAAAAUGGACGGCCUCAUCCGUCAGUUUAUUCCAAACCGGCGGCUGCUGCUGUGGUGCCAGUAUACUAAGACGACCAUCGCCGGCGGGUGGGCGUGUACCUGGUAACUCAUAAUCGACGUCCAGCGUUCAAUUCAAUCGAGAUGGCUACAACGACGUCGAGUGUUUGUUACCACUGAGAAAAGUACAGACGGCUGAUGUAAAAAAAGAAACGUCGCUGUGGGCGUCGCCCAGGCCAACAGUCGCCGGAAUUCGGGAAGCGGAAUGUGAGAAAGCCUCGAUGGACGUCAAGUACAACAUGGACACCAAGGUGGAGGACAACACACGACUCUACAAACUUCAGAAAUCCAAUUUCGACCGGGAGAUUAACACAGCCAAAGCCGAGGCGCAAUUAGCAUACGAAUUGCAGGCCGCCAAAACUCGCCAAAAGAUCCGGACGGAAGAAAUGCAAAUCACGGUCGUGGAGCGCCGGAAGCAAAUCGAAAUUGAGGAACAGGAAAUUAUGCGACGCGAAAAGGAACUCAUCGCCACCGUCCGUCUACCCGCCGAGGCCGAAAGUUUCAAAGUCGAACUCGUCGCCCAGGGCCAAAGGCGACUCCAGUCCUCGCAUAGCCAUGAGAACAAGAACUGGACGCACUCGACAAGGAGGAUGGCAAUGAACAAGAUGUCCAAGGAGGCCUGGGUCGCUAAUCCAAGCCUCGGUUACGAGCCUAAUGACUUGGAAACAAUUUUAGGUCCAGUUUUCACGCUUUUCCGAUGCUUCGGUAUCAAUUUUCACGAACCGUCAGACACUAAUUGUCGUUUUCUCCAUCAAACGGCCCAGAUUGGUUGGGUGGUGCUGACAUUGGGGACGUGUGGAUUUCGUUUACUGGUCUACUUCCCUUCCAUUUUAACCAGGUCGAUUUUCGACGUGGAUAAUAGCAAAUCCACUAUGCACUAUUUAAUCGAAUUUCUCAAUUACUGGAUCUACAUUUUGGCCGUGUUUAUUGGCUCCUGGUGCAUGGCAAGAUGGUCGGCUGCUAAAUUAUGGCGCGCUAUAGAAGAUAUGCUCUUGCACAUCCCGUUGUCUCCCGAGGAUACGGCUCGCUGCCGCAAGACUUCCGUCCAGUGCAUCUUCGGCUGCCUCGUAGCAUUAUCGCUGAACUUGAUUUUAUCCCUGUCGAUUGAAAUAUCGCUUGCUUCUCCGGCCAACAGGAUGGCGUUGGCGUUGCUUUCGGUCGUUUACUUUUACUCGUUUGGAUCGUGCGCCCUUUUCAUCAGUGCCGGCCGCAUUAUUUCGAUUGCAUUCCAAACAGUUAGCAGUCAGCUGGAACUGAAUUGCUGUCCUCCGUCAACCAAUGCAGCUGUCGUCUGGAAUUAUCAACGCCAAUUUGGCAUCGCCUGCCGAGCUGCCGAGAAAUUCUGCAGCACGUUUGGCUUCGUCCUCUUUGCCACCGUUUCCUACACGUUCAUCGGCUUUGUCAACGCGUCUUACAACCUGCUGAAAUCCUACCAGAAUUUGCCGCAAGGAUCGGAUGGCGGCGAACAUCUUUACUUCGUCAUCCCCAGAACGAUUAAAUUGACUUACAUGAUUGUUGAGCAUCUCUUCCGGCUGUGGCUGAUUUGUCACACGGCCGAUCUGAUCCGCUCCAAGGCCCUGUCGCUCGUUCCCGUCCUGCAGAGCAUUCGGAACGACCUUUAUUCCCGUCAGGGCUGCAACGACGAAAGUCAAGAGGUGCACACCUUCCUACUGGAGGUGUCUGAAACUUCGCCCACGUUCGGAGUCCUUGGGAUGUUUACUCUGACUAAACACAUCAUCAUUUCGUUGAUAGGAACCACAUUAACCUAUCUGGUGGUGUUGUGCCAAUUCAGUACGGCGGACAAUCCCGUUGCCAUGACGCCCAUCAGUAAUGCCUCUCAGUCGUCCUAAAUCAACAACAACGGGAGUUUUCUUUAACGUUUACGUAGUAUCUUUUGUUUUAGGGGAUUAUAAUUCACCUUGAUGAAAUCACGUGACCUUUAGUUAUCGUCUGUUUUUCAGUUGUUACAUAACCGCAGUAUUCAUCGACGUAUGUGUUUUUUUGCUGUGCUUUAUAUUCCCCCCAGCCAUGAAGCAAUUCUUAAAUUAAUUCAA
This is a messenger RNA of Daphnia pulicaria, 2298 nucleotides long. RefSeq lists its product as uncharacterized. Bases 466 to 2094 code for a protein of 542 amino acids. The record is from RefSeq and is a predicted model, not a curated record. Gene Ontology annotation, biological process: regulation of myoblast differentiation; sensory perception of taste; protein localization to plasma membrane. Gene Ontology annotation, cellular component: plasma membrane. The transcript is spliced from 11 exons. NCBI's taxonomy places the organism in Eukaryota, Metazoa, Arthropoda, Branchiopoda, Diplostraca, Daphniidae.